AUGGCGCGCGGACGCCCUUCUCGAGCUGCAGCGCGUCGCAGCGAGCCUGCCCGUAGCGAAACGCCGCAGCAAGACAGCGACGAUGAAAUGGUAGAUGCCCCAGAAUCGCGCGCCGACACACCCAAGGAGGAAGAGGAAGACGCCGAAUCAGCAGCCCAAGGUAGCGAGGAGGAAGCCGCGCCCUCUGAGCGCUCGCCUUCUCCAGCAGUUAUUCAGCCGUUUCCGCGCAAAAAGCGUCUUGGUCGGCCUCCCAAGAACAGGCCGCCGGACUGGAAUGUAAUCGAGCCCGACAACACCUCUGAGGGUGGCACGCCCAUCAAGCGCAAGCGGGGGCGGCCGUCCGGUGGAGGUCGAGGACGUCCACCGAAGGGAGGGCCAUCGCACACCACGCGUGUUCCCAUCGACAAGGAGGGCAACAUGAUGGACGUUGUAAACGACGAGGUCGACCUCCCUGAGGACGAAGAGGGCGAGCAAAAGGUCGACAAGUUGGGCAACCUCAUGGGCGGACGGGACUACCGAGUGCGCAUAUUCACCAUCAAGGGCAGAGGGGAUAGGCAAUACAUGUUAUCAACAGAGCCGGCCCGUUGCUGUGGUUUUAGGGACAGUUACCUGUUCUUCACAAAGCACAUGAAGCUCUACAAGAUCAUCAUCGACGACUCGGAGAAGAGGGACCUGAUCGACCGCGAGAUCAUCCCACACUCCUACAAGGGUCGUGCUAUCGGUGUCGUCACUGCGAGAUCAGUCUUCCGCGAGUUCGGCGCUCGCAUCAUUAUUGGCGGAAAGCGAGUUAUCGAUGACUACUACGUCACGGCAGCAAAAGAAAGCGGCGUAGUCGAGGGCGAGCUCGCAGACCCGAACGACAGGCUACCGCCCCCAGGAGAGCCAUACAACAAGAACCAAUAUGUUGCGUGGCAUGGUGCUAGCAGCGUAUACCAUACUGGUGUGCCUAGUGUGCCCACCGCGAACGGCAAGCCCGUACCUGGGAAGCGGAAGGUUAAUAUUACUUCCGCUAAUUGGCAGUUUGAGCACGGCUCAGCCGCUAGUCGAUUCAACUCAAACCUCUCCAAGCUCCGCAGAGCAAACCUCACGGGUGUUUACGACCCACAGACCAAUCUAAUGUGCUAUCCAAAAGUUACACAACCAACGCACGCACGAUGGGAGGAAGUUCCGGCGGAAGAGAGCGACGUGCCUCCGCUAGUUCGUCGCAAGUAUCUCGUAGUCGACUCAGUAUUCCAGCAACCUCCUUUUGCUGGUCUCGGCUUACCUGGGCCUGACGGAGACUUCGUCGACGUUGGCACCAACGGUAUACCUACUCUGGACGAGGAAGACAAAAAACAGAUGAAGCCAGAGGAACUAGAGGCGUUUGCGCAAAUCAAACGGGAAGAGCAAGAAUGGCGCAGUCAUUGGGGCGGGGAGAACACAGAUGGUGCACGGGGUAAACCAAAGAUAGGCUUCGUAGGCGUUCCCGUUUGA
Messenger RNA from Pyrenophora tritici-repentis Pt-1C-BFP, 1473 nucleotides. RefSeq names its product CRC-subunit domain containing protein. NCBI's taxonomy places the organism in Eukaryota, Fungi, Ascomycota, Dothideomycetes, Pleosporales, Pleosporaceae. Gene Ontology annotation, molecular function: chromatin DNA binding. The record is from RefSeq and is a predicted model, not a curated record. Gene Ontology annotation, cellular component: nucleus; RSC-type complex.